Molecule: messenger RNA, 4328 nt
Organism: Gopherus flavomarginatus (Mexican gopher tortoise)
Lineage: Eukaryota; Metazoa; Chordata; Testudines; Testudinidae
Gene: LARP1
Product: La ribonucleoprotein 1, translational regulator
Exons: 20
Coding region: 174-3530 (1118 amino acids)
Biological process (GO): positive regulation of translation; mRNA stabilization
Cellular component (GO): cytoplasmic stress granule; cytosol
Molecular function (GO): RNA cap binding
Source: RefSeq, a predicted model, not a curated record
GCUCCCGUGCCAGUCGCGUGGUCUCCGUGCUUCUCCAUAUUGCUGCAGCUGGAGGGGUGCCGCGGGAGGGGGAGCUGGUGCAGGGAGCCCCCCCCCCCACUCGCUCCGGGCUGCGUGCGGCUGAGCAGGGCCCCGCCCAGCGGGGGGGACGCGGCGGCCGGCCGGGGGCGCAGAUGGCGACCCAGGUGGAGGCUCUCCUGCCCAGCAACCCCCUACUGCCGGCCGAGGAGCACGGGCUGCUCAUCAAGAAGCCCCAGGAGGGGGCCCGGGAGAAGGGCGAGCCCCUCAUGCCCCAAGGCGAGAAGGCCACCGCCGAGGAGGGCCGCGGGGGCGCCCCGGACAGCUGCCCCAAGGGGGGCGGCGGCGUGGCGGGGGAGCAGCCCCGGCGGAGCGCGGCGCCCAGGCCCCCCAGCAUCAAGCAGCAGAAGGAGGAGAGCAACAACCAGGAGAAGGAGAACCUGCUGCAGCAGCGCGGAGGGGGCGAGAACCGGCUGCUGGGCGAGGCGGGGGGCAGCAGCGGCGGCGAGGAAGGCGGCGAGCAGGGAGGAGGCGGGCGCAAGGAAUUCAUCGAGGCCCCCCCGCCCAAGGUGAACCCUUGGACUAAAAACGCCUCGGUGGCCGUGGUCACAGUCAACGGCCAGUCCCCCCCAGAACAUACGACUGCAGCCAAAGUGGUGAGGGCUGCAAACCCCAGGCAGCGGAAAGGAAGCAAGGUUGGUGACUUUGGUGAUGCCACAAACUGGCCAACCCCUGGAGAAAUAGCCCACAAGACCAUCCAGCAGCCACCCAAACCCCAGCCCCUCCGGAAGCUGCCCAUCAAGAAAGACAUGAAAGAACAGGAGAAAGGGGAUGGGAGUGAAGGCAAAGAGAACCUGAAAACCAAAUCGGAUGAGUCCGGGGAGGAGAAGAACGGGGACGAUGACAACCAGAAGUUGGCGCAGAAGAAGAAAGGCAACAAGCACAAGUGGGUCCCUCUGCAAAUAGACAUGAAGGCAGAGGCACCUAGGGACAAAACGGCCUCUCGGAACAACCGGCAGAACGAGCAGCACAGGCAUCCCUCCAACAACCGCAGUGAAUUGAAAGGCUGGCACCCGGAUAACAAGCACGAGCGGAACUGGCCUGAUCACGACGAAACCUCAAGCGUCAAGAGCGAGGGAGGAGCAGUGCGAGGAGCCUUCCGGGGCAGGGGCCGGGGCCGAGGCCGGGGCAGGGGCCGAGGAAGAGGAGGCACUCGCUCGCACUUUGACUACCAGUACGGCUACCGGAAAUUCGACAGCUCGGAUAGCUCACGCACCCAGAAGUACGCCAGUAACAUCACCUACUACUUCGAUAAUGUCAGCAGCACAGAGCUGUACAGCGUGGAUCAGGAGCUGCUCAAGGACUACAUCAAGCGGCAGAUAGAGUACUACUUCAGCGUGGACAACCUGGAGCGGGACUUCUUCCUGCGGCGCAAGAUGGACACGGAAGGCUUUCUCCCCAUCACCUUGAUAGCCAGCUUCCACCGAGUGCAGGCCCUGACCACGGACAUCGGCCUCAUUGUCAAGGCUCUGAAGGACAGCAAGGUAGUGGAGAUUGUGGACCAGAAGAUCAGGAGAAAGGAGCAGCCAGAAAAAUGGCCUCUCCCUGGCCCCCCCAUGGCGGACUACACACAGACUGACUUCUCUCAGCUCAUCAACUGUCCCGAGUUUGUCCCCCGGCAGAGCUUCCAAAAGGAAACAGAAUCUGCACCUGGCUCUCCCCGUUCUGCCAGCCCUGUGGCGACUAAGACUGAGGAGAUCAGCAACCUGAAGACGAUGCCGAAAGGCCUGUCUGCCAGCUUACCGGACUUGGAUUCAGAGACGUGGAUUGAAGUGAAGAAGAGGCCUAGGCCUUCCCCAGCCAGACCCAAGAAAGUGGAGGAGUCAAAGGCACCACAGAAACAGAAGGACCAAGACGAACCUGAGGAGCUGGACUUCCUAUUUGAUGAGGAAAUGGAGCAGAUAGACGGCCGUAAGAACACCUUCACCGACUGGUCAGAUGAGGAUUCAGACUACGAGAUUGACGACAGGGACGUGAACAAGAUCCUGAUUGUGACGCAGACGCCCCCUUACCUGCGCCGACACCCCGGGGGGGAUCGCACAGGCAAUCACACAUCCAGGGCAAAAAUGAGCUCUGAGCUAGCCAAGGUUAUCAAUGACGGGCUGUAUUACUACGAGCAGGACCUGUGGACGGAGCAGUUUGAGCCUGAAUACUCGCAGAUCAAGUGCCACGUUCUGGGCAGCCGAUUCCGAGACUUUCUCUUCAACCCAACAAGCAGCACAGCAGUUCAGGGAGCGAAAGCUAGUUGGGCAGUGAAGCAAGAAGUGGAGAACUUCAAGAAGGUGAAUAUGAUCAGCCGGGAGCAGUUCGAUACUCUGACCCCGGAGCCCCCUGUCGAUCCAAACCAGGAAGUCCCCCCUGGACCCCCCAGAUUCCAGCAAGUUCCUACCGACGCUUUGGCCAAUAAGCUAUUCGGAGUCCCCGAGCCUUCAGCCAUUGCCCGAUCUCUGCCAACCACUGUGCCAGAAUCGCCUAACUAUCGCAACGCCAGGACCCCCCGGACCCCUCGCACGCCUCAGCUGAAAGACCCAACGCAGACACCCCGGUUCUACCCAGUGGUGAAAGAGGGCAGGACGAUAGAUGCCAAGACCCCCCGGAAGAGGAAGACGCGGCACAGUUCGAACCCCCCCAUGGAAUGCCACGUGGGCUGGGUGAUGGACUCCCGGGAGCACAGGCCUCGCACUGCCUCCAUCAGCUCCAGCCCCUCGGAAGGAACCCCUGCUGUCGGGAGCUACGGCUGCACCCCUCAGUCGCUGCCCAAGUUUCAGCAUCCUUCCCACGAGCUGCUUAAGGAGAACGGCUUCACGCAACAUGUGUAUCACAAGUACCGUCGGCGCUGCCUUAAUGAGCGGAAACGACUGGGCAUUGGUCAAUCCCAGGAGAUGAACACGCUCUUCCGGUUCUGGUCAUUUUUCCUCCGAGAUCACUUUAACAAGAAAAUGUACGAGGAAUUCAAGCAGCUGGCAUUGGAAGAUGGGAAGGAGGGAUACAGGUACGGCCUGGAGUGCCUUUUCAGAUACUACAGCUACGGACUGGAGAAGAAAUUCCGGCCGGACAUAUUUAAGGAUUUCCAAGAAGAAACCAUCAAGGAUUAUGAAGCUGGGCAGCUCUAUGGGCUGGAAAAGUUUUGGGCCUACUUAAAAUAUUCCAAAGCCAAAAAUCUGGACAUCAAUCGCAAGCUGCAAGAAUACCUCAGCAAGUUCAGGCGCCUCGAGGACUUCCGAGUGGAUCCACCCAUGGGAGAGGAAGGUGGUCACAAGCGAUUCCAGUCAACGUCGGGAGGAGAUGGAAGGAAGCGCUACCCCUCCCAGUCUUCCAGCAAACCGGUCAGCCAGUCCCUAUCCAGCCAAGCCCAUGCCUCGUCCAGCCAGCCUGCGAGACAGGAUGCCAAAAACCUGAGCCACCAUGCCCUUGCCACAGCGGCUGUGGAAUCUCAGACACUGGGGAAGUAGAGAAGCUGGAGCUUCUGCUUCCUACUGGGGAAGGGGUGGGUUGGUGGGGAAUUUGACCGGGGGAGGGGAGAGGUGCGGUGGGGAGGGACAGAAGGGGAGUCGGAACGUGGGUGUCCAAGAAUAGGCUGCUGGGGAAACUUCAACGCACACAACCUCUCUUGUGGCUGGAAAACAAGACGAUCACAAUCCAGAAAGGAUCCUUUGCUUGCUGUCUGUCACUGACUGGAGCCGGACCCCCUCCGCCCCCACUUCCAUGUCUUAGCUUCUUUCUGGGUGGGUUGGGAAGGGGGGAGAUAUUUUUUUUUAUUAUAUAUAUAUCAAGUUUUAAAUUAUUGAUAGAAGUUCGUCUGGAUUUACCAAAAUCACUCUGCGCUAGGCAGCCCCUCCACCCCGUGACACUCACCCCUUCAGAUCAGCUAUGCAGCCUACUCGGAAAGCUACGAGGUUCCGUGUCGAGUCGGCCUGUGGCACUGCCAACGUCCCUGACUCGGCUGACUUCACCCAUUCCGAAUACAAGGAUGCGUUUUAAAAACAAAAACCCAACCGAUACAGAAAGACUUGAUUGUAUUUGCCCCUCCUCCUGCCAGCUCUGUUUCCCUCCACCCAACUAGCCCUUCCAUCAUGGACAAUUGGAAGUCAACCAAAGGACCUUGACUAAGCGUUGCGAUGGGCUCAUUCAACCUUUCUGUGCGAGGACAGCGAGGAUGGGAGCUGCAGGCUCGUGCAGGAACGCUGGCCGCACUAGAAGGAACUUUCUCUUCCUCUCCCUCUCCCUUUAAAACCACAAACAUACACACA